GGACAUACCAGGGACAGCUAUGGAUUUCUCCAUGAGAGAUGAUGUUCCUCCGUUAGAUGAAGAAAUAGAAGAGGACAAGUCAUACAAUGGUGGAGGAAUAGGUUCUUCAAAUAGGAUAAUGGACUUCUUGGAGGAACCAAUCCCUGGUGUGGGAACCUAUGAUGAUUUUAACACAAUUGAUUGGGUGAGAGAGAAGUCUCGGGACCGGGAUAGACAUCGGGAGAUUACCAAUAAAAGCAAAGAGUCAACAUGGGCCUUAAUUCACAGCGUGAGUGAUGCUUUUUCUGGCUGGUUGUUGAUGCUACUUAUUGGGCUUUUAUCAGGUUCACUAGCUGGCUUGAUUGACAUCUCUGCUCAUUGGAUGACAGACUUAAAAGAAGGUAUAUGCACAGGGGGGUUCUGGUUCAACCAUGAGCACUGCUGCUGGAACUCCGAGCAUGUCACCUUUGAAGACAGAGAUAAAUGCCCGGAGUGGAACAGCUGGUCCCAGCUGAUCAUCAGCACCGAUGAGGGAGCCUUUGCCUACAUAGUCAAUUAUUUUAUGUAUGUCCUCUGGGCUCUUCUCUUCGCCUUCCUUGCUGUGUCCCUUGUGAAGGUGUUUGCACCUUAUGCCUGUGGUUCCGGAAUCCCUGAGAUAAAAACUAUCUUGAGUGGUUUUAUUAUUAGGGGCUAUUUGGGUAAGUGGACCCUGAUUAUCAAAACCAUCACAUUGGUGCUGGCUGUAUCUUCUGGUUUGAGCCUGGGCAAAGAGGGCCCCCUAGUGCACGUGGCUUGCUGCUGUGGGAAUAUCUUGUGCCACUGCUUCAACAAAUACAGGAAGAAUGAAGCCAAGCGCAGAGAGGUUUUGUCGGCCGCAGCAGCAGCUGGUGUGUCUGUAGCCUUUGGGGCUCCUAUCGGUGGAGUAUUAUUCAGCCUAGAAGAGGUCAGCUACUAUUUCCCCCUGAAAACGUUGUGGCGAUCAUUCUUUGCUGCGUUGGUAGCAGCAUUCACCCUGCGCUCCAUCAAUCCUUUUGGAAACAGCCGCCUGGUUCUAUUUUAUGUGGAGUUUCACACCCCAUGGCAUCUCUUUGAGCUUGUGCCAUUCAUUCUGCUGGGCAUAUUCGGUGGUCUGUGGGGAGCUCUGUUUAUACGCACAAACAUUGCCUGGUGUCGGAAGCGUAAGACCACCCAGCUGGGCAAGUAUCCUGUCAUAGAGGUCCUCGUCGUGACAGCCAUCACCGCCAUCUUGGCUUUUCCCAAUGAAUACACCCGUAUGAGCACAAGUGAGCUCAUUUCUGAGCUGUUUAAUGACUGCGGGCUUCUGGACUCCUCCAAGCUCUGUGAUUAUGAGAACCGUUUCAACACAAGCAAGGGAGGUGAAUUGCCUGACCGACCAGCUGGUGCAGGAGUCUACAGUGCGAUGUGGCAGCUGGCCCUGACCCUCAUCUUGAAAAUUGUCAUUACCAUUUUCACGUUCGGCAUGAAGAUCCCUUCUGGCCUCUUCAUCCCUAGCAUGGCUGUUGGUGCUAUAGCGGGUCGACUUUUGGGAGUAGGAAUGGAGCAGCUGGCUUAUUACCACCAUGACUGGGCCAUCUUCAAUAGCUGGUGUAGUCAGGGCGCUGAUUGCAUCACCCCUGGCCUGUACGCAAUGGUUGGAGCUGCUGCCUGUUUAGGUGGGGUGACACGGAUGACUGUUUCUCUUGUUGUCAUAAUGUUUGAACUAACGGGUGGCUUGGAGUACAUCGUACCUCUAAUGGCUGCAGCCAUGACCAGCAAGUGGGUGGCAGAUGCUCUUGGGCGGGAGGGCAUCUAUGAUGCCCACAUCCGUCUCAACGGAUACCCCUUUCUUGAAGCCAAAGAAGAGUUUGCUCAUAAGACCCUGGCAAUGGAUGUGAUGAAACCCCGGAGAAAUGCUCUGUUAACUGUCCUUACUCAGGACAGUAUGACCGUGGAAGAUGUAGAGACCAUAAUCAGUGAAACUACUUACAGUGGCUUCCCAGUGGUGGUGUCCCGGGAGUCCCAAAGACUUGUGGGUUUUGUCCUGCGACGAGAUCUCAUUAUUUCAAUUGAAAAUGCUCGGAAAAAGCAGGAUGGGGUUGUGAGUACUUCCAUCAUUUAUUUCACUGAGCAUUCUCCUCCAAUGCCACCGUAUACCCCGCCCGCCCUAAAGCUUCGGAACAUCCUGGAUCUGAGCCCCUUCACUGUGACUGACCUUACACCCAUGGAAAUCGUGGUGGAUAUCUUCCGCAAGCUGGGGUUGCGGCAGUGCCUGGUCACGCACAAUGGGCGACUGCUUGGCAUCAUUACCAAAAAGGAUGUUUUGAAGCAUAUAGCACAGAUGGCGAACCAAGAUCCUGACUCCAUUCUCUUCAACUAGAAUGACAGGGGUGGCUGGAUAUAAAAAGGAAAGACAUUGCAGACCAUGGAUAUAUUUUAUAGACUGGGUACCCAAAACACAUUUCCCAUGUUUGGAUGGUGAAGUUCUAUUAGUGUCUUGUCUCAUUCUUACAUGUUAACCAGUUGCACUACAUAAUCUCUGGAAAUUAAUCUUCUCUUUCGGAGAAUAUACAGUUAGGCUUCUGUGAUAUUGCUAGGAAGGUUUCAUGAAAGAGGAAACAAGAUUGCUAUGGAUUAAUUGUUUUUCUCUCUUUUUUUAAGAUUUUUAUUUUAGUUAAAUAAUUUCUAGCCAAUAUGCAAUCACUGAAAACUAUGCAAGAAAAAUUCCAACUGUCCUGACCUAUAUAGCCUGCAGGAAAGUCAUGAAAAAGUCACUUUUUUGGACUCUAACAGUCAUUGGUGGAAGAUGAAGUGUAAACUAAGUGGCUUUACUUUUCCAACCACAGAAAGGAAAGCCAGAAGGAAAAUAAUAAUGGUAUUUUCCAGACUGUGAAGAUACAGUUCAAAUGUUAUCUUGUUCCUGUUACAAUAUUAGCAUUAUUAGUUUGUGUAUGUUGUAUAUGUUAAUUUUAAUAUCUGAUUAUAAGACAAUGCUGCUUUGGUUAAUCUCCUCUAAAAGAGUUUAGAGAGGUUGAUUUUUAUAGCUUGCUUGUUCCUGGUACUCUACUGAAGUACACAGAGAUAAGUCAUAGAGCUUUCACCCUGUCUGCAAAAAGGGUAAAUUUCCAGAUGGUAUUUGUUAGCUAGUGGACAAGGACUUUGCAAUGAAUUCCUUAGUAGCAAGGAAUGGUUUCUUCAGCUUCCUUGAAAUGAAUGAUUAGUAAAAUUCUAAGCAAAGUCAGUGAUUAGGAAUUUAAUAUUUUGUAAGGUCCCAACUAGCCCUCUUACCCAGAUGCCACCUCCAUUAGCGAUGGUGCUUUAUAGGCUUCUGGAAUUGCGAGUAAAGGGAACCAAGUUUGGCCUGCAUACUGGUAAACCAGAGAUGAUCCUGAGCUCUGUCUGCAUUCUCAUGCAUUCCUCUGUAAAGACCACCAGUACUAAAAUAACUGGGCACUUGUGCUUCUUUCAACGUUACAUACGACUAAGAGGCCAGUGGUUUUCCAGUGAACAUGAAUUUAGGCUUGGGGUACUCUCAACUAUAUUCAAGGCAUUGAAAUAGGAUAGGCAGCUGUGAUUCCCUGAGGCUCCUAAGAAUUCUACAUAAAUUGCAGAGCCAUCCUAAGACCCAGGGACAUGGACAAGGCCCGGUGACACCAAAGGUGCUUGUAUCCAAUCGAAAAGGUGCCUGUCUCCAUUUCCCACCACCUUCACCGCACUGGAAAACAGUACACUAUCGGGACCCCUGGUGGAGUUACAGAGCCACCACCAUCAUUCCGACCACUGUUCUGUUUUUUACAGUUUACCCAUGGUGUCCUUCUGGCUCAGCCGUGGAGUAGAGGUGGGAUAAUCCACAGAACAGGUGCCUUCUGGUGAAUAAUCUAAUGUUGAUGAUACCUUGGAGUUGUUAACUGGCAGAUCAAAUAAUUUGUGGAUUGAACUGCUUGGUACCAGAGGGUGAAUCUGAACCCCUUACGUGAAGAGCAGAGCACAGUAUGAAUUUCUUUAGAAAGUCUUCAAUUCUGUUUGAACAUGAGAAUGAUAAUAAAAAUAAAUAGGGUGUGGUCUGAAGCUGAGAUGUCAUCUUCAACCAAGACCUUUUUAAACCUGUUCAGGUGUGGGGGGAGCAAAUGUUUUUAAAACCUUCACGUGUAAUAGACUCCAUCAUGGAAAGUAAUCAUUGCUGUUAUGUUUUAAGUAUUGCAAUCAACUUACCCUUUUGAUUCUUAAUCUUAGUUUGUUUUAUUAGGUGAUGAGUAGGAAAGUGUACUUGUUAUUCUACAGUAUCCUUGUUUUUUUUAAUAAACCAUAGAGUGCAAUUUAUGAAGUUGAGUUUUUAAUGAUAGUGAAGACAAUUUUGAGACUUUGAAAUGGCCAGUGUGUUUUUUAUUAUCACAGUACUUAAGUCUGACCACCUUGUACUGUGAGGGGUGAGUUUAUUUACACUGGAUCAGAGCCAAAUACAGGCCACCUCUCAGUUCAGAGAAAGCAGGAGUGCAUCUUCCAUGAUGGUGCAUAGAGUAGUGAGCUUUUUUUUUUUUUGAAAGAUUUAUUUAUGUAUACAGAGUUGGGGUACAGGCGAG
Molecule: messenger RNA, 4556 nt
Organism: Condylura cristata (star-nosed mole)
Lineage: Eukaryota; Metazoa; Chordata; Mammalia; Eulipotyphla; Talpidae
Gene: CLCN5
Product: chloride channel, voltage-sensitive 5
Exons: 13
Coding region: 20-2356 (778 amino acids)
Biological process (GO): transmembrane transport; chloride transport
Cellular component (GO): synaptic vesicle; membrane; early endosome
Molecular function (GO): voltage-gated chloride channel activity
Source: RefSeq, a predicted model, not a curated record